GACCUGGUCAUUAGAGACCUGAGGAUGGAAGAUGCAGGAACUUACAAAGCAGACAUCAAUGAAAAGAGCCGUGUGAAAACCAUCAGCAAGAUCUACCACCUUCAUAUCUACCGUCGGCUUAAAAAACCAAAAAUUACACAGAGUUUGUUGCCAUCUUUUAACAAUACCUGUAAUGUCACACUGACAUGCUCUGUGGAGAAAGAAGAAAAGAAUGUGAUAUACAGUUGGAGUCCCUCUGGAGAAAAAAGCAAUGUCCUUCAUAUCUUCCAAUCCCCCAUGGACCAAAAACUGACUUACACGUGUACAGCCUGGAACCCUGUUAGCAACAAUUCUGACUCUGUCACCAUCCAGCAGCCAUGUACAGACCCUCCAAGCUUCCAUCCUCACCAUGCUGUGUUGCCAGGGAGACUGGCCGUGCUCUUUCUGUAUAUUCUCAUUCUGGUGUUGGCACUUCUGUACCAUUUGUGCAAGCGAAGGAGAGACAGGAUUAUUCUGGAAGCAGAUGAUGUCUCAAAGAAAACAGUAUAUGCUGAACUUUUUAGAGAUGAUCGCCUCACAGAGUCCAGAAUCUAUGCUGAACUCACUCAGGCCAAGGGUAAGAAGUACCUUGGGACUCCCAAAUGAGGUUUCUGAGCAGAAGUGAAGGACUCAUCAAAAGAAAUGGCCUUUGUACCUUGACCUAGGGGAGCGAGGAGG
Messenger RNA from Mastomys coucha (southern multimammate mouse), 696 nucleotides. RefSeq names its product SLAM family member 5-like. NCBI's taxonomy places the organism in Eukaryota, Metazoa, Chordata, Mammalia, Rodentia, Muridae. The record is from RefSeq and is a predicted model, not a curated record. The transcript is spliced from 5 exons. Gene Ontology annotation, cellular component: external side of plasma membrane. The annotation marks the transcript as partial. Gene Ontology annotation, biological process: positive regulation of tumor necrosis factor production; regulation of macrophage activation; negative regulation of interleukin-6 production.